Culicoides brevitarsis is the source of this 1140-nucleotide messenger RNA. Its product is annotated as PRA1 family protein 3. The record is from RefSeq and is a predicted model, not a curated record. The transcript is spliced from 4 exons. Gene Ontology annotation, cellular component: membrane. The coding region runs from base 198 to 737 and encodes 179 amino acids. Lineage: Eukaryota; Metazoa; Arthropoda; Insecta; Diptera; Ceratopogonidae.
AUCUGAUAUUUACAAACAUUAAACUGCGGAAAAAACUGCUGGAAAAUUUACGCAUCGAAAUAAAAAUCCAAAUAAAGGAAAAUACAAUCGAAAAAUUGUUAAAAAUUCAAUUAAAAAGCCUCUGAGCUACGGUUCUAUUUAAAGACACUGCAAAUUGUGACAUAAUACCAUCGAAAACUGGGAUAAAAGACCUCAAAAUGUCAUCGAAUUCAGGUUCUAGUAUGCAGCUCACACCGUUACGGUCGCUCAAUGAUUUUGCUUUGGAGAGUGCCCGUUUUCAGUUGCCCGCCUUUAAUGACUUGGAAAAGUGGGGAAAUCGGGUAACGAAGAACUUGUUGUACUACCAAACGAAUUAUUUUGUCUUGUGGGCAGUUGUUUUUACGCUCAUUGGGCUCGUGCAUCCCGGCAAAAUUAUUCUAGGCAUCGUGAUUGCAUUUGGAGCGUUAUAUGGCUUACAAAAGUUCUGCGGAGCUGGUGCAGGUGACAUGCAACAGAACAAAUACGUCGUUCUCGGUGCAAUUGCCUUCACCAGUUACAUCAUUCUUUAUAUGAUGGAUGCCGUUUUGAUUGUUGGACUUGCGAUUUUCCUGCCAAUUUCCCUUACUUUCAUUCAUGCCAGCUUACGUUUACGCAACAUCCAGAACAAGAUAACAAACACAUUGGAAGUCGUUGGCAUCAAACACUCACCAAUGGGCAAAUUCCUCGAAGCAAUGGGCGUUAUGCCCGAUACGUUUUGAGUUGUCGGAACGCAUUGCCAUUCAAAUUCUUACAUUUUAUCAACAUUUAUCGCGCAUUAAUUUCACUUUCUUAUGGCCGCCUGCAUUUUUCAAGAGAUUAUUUACCGGCUGGGACAUUUCGCGGUGGACGAAAAAAUUGAAACACAAGACAAAGAGCUUAAAACAACGAAAAAUUGACAAAACUCUUGAGAAAAAGAUUCAAUGAUUUGUCCCAUUUUAAUUUUUUAUCAAAUUUUACUUUGAAUUUUUUUUUUCGUAAUUUUAAGACAUCACAAUUUUUGAAAAUCCUUCCUCUUAUAAGAUAUUAACUAAAAAUAAAAUAUUGUGAUUAAUGAAGCUUGUAGAAUUCGUAGAAAAACACCAAAAAAACUAACCGUUCAAAGUAUUGUCCUGUUAAUGUUUA